CCCGCGAUUCCCUCCCCAGCUUCUCGAUUCUGCAGGCUUGAACCCCGUUUAUCAGUCCAGUCACCUUUCCCAGUGGCCGUCGACGCAUUGCUACCACCUAGAUAUGCGGUGACCGACUAGUAGCUGUUCGAAGCAACCUGGUCCGCAAUGGACGCCUACCCCCAAGAUUAUGUCGCCCACAAUCUCCCCUUCAUCCUGCUUUCGGGUCUCGAACAGGAUACCAGCGACGACUCAAAGAAGGAAUGGGACAAUUAUCCUCUUCUUAAAGAGAAGGGGUUCAAGAUAGAGUCGGAUUUCCCACCCUUGGACGAGUCUGCUGCGGAGGAGCUGCGGAGCGUAUUCCUCGGCCUAGAUGCCUCGCGAGCCCCCUGGGACCCCCGAGAUGAUGCCGUUUCGGAAGACUCUGGUAUAGAAUUUAAAAUCAAGUCUGUUGGGAGGAAUUAUAGACUGCCACCGCGCAAGGCUGAUCCUCCUCCUGCGUCCCCCCCAACAAGUCCAACAGCGGGUGGUGACAAUGAAAUUCCCCAUGGAUCGCCUGUCGUCCUUCACUCGCCGAUAUCCCCCCUAACCCCGAGCUCUCCGACAUUCCCUGACGGGUUGAUGUCACCUCUAUGGGUUACAAAACACCAGGACCUGGUUCCCGCCGCGGUUAUAAAUUUCUUUCCCUUUUGCUUGGACUCGAACAUGAGCUCUCUGCGUGACAAUCAACUAAAAAUCGAAAUCAAUGGGCUGAAGAAGGAAUGGGCCUCGUCUGGCUACAAAACUCGCUUCAUUGUCAUCCUUCUGUCGGAAGAGAGCACCGAGGAAGAGUUUGGAGAUGCCGAUGACCGGGUAUUAAGCAUUCGCAGGGCAACGAAUCUGGACCAGAAAUCAAUAUUUCUUCUCCCCGCGGACGUAACACCGGAAGAGCUGAAAGAGUUUACCACCUCCUUAUUGUCUCUCCUGCAGCCAUUGCUGAUCGAAUACUACCGGGAUUUGUCCAAGCAUGCUAGGCGAAAACGAAACAGAAGCACGAUCCCCCCUCCAACGGCGCCGCCAACAAGCGGCACUUCCCAAACGCUGUCGCUCCAGGGGUGGAAUACUCGAUAUGAAUUCAAGCUAGGGAUCUUGGCUGAGUUCCGGCGAGAGAUAGAUGCUGCUCUUAAAAACUACGAGAGUGCGUAUGAAACACUCUUUGGACAGGAGGUGUUUGAGAACAUUGCCGGCUGGGACCCGAGAUUCAACGACGCCCGAUUGUUGGCGGACGCUCUCGCAAUUCGGAUUAUUCGCUGCUUACUACAUACCGGACACACUACGACGGCGGUGAGAUCAUGGGUGAAUCACCGUUCUCGUUUGCAAGAUAUCAUCAAUAGACGAGGGAAAGGCACUCGGAAUUAUGGUUGGGAAGCUUGGGAGGCUAGAUGGUCGAUGGUCAUGGCUCAACUCAUUCAUCAAGCCAAGAUACCUCAAUUCAUGACGGUGGGAAUUCCGCAAGAUCAAUUUAAAGAGCAAACCCCGAUUUUUGUGCCUCGCGAGAGGAUCUACCCACCGGGGGACGAUAUUAUGCCAUGGGAACAACUGCAUCAUGAGGGCUACUGGCUAUAUCGAUCGGCAAAACAUACCAUGCAGCGACGAGCUUUGGCGGAACAGAUUCCGGCAGAGGAUCGGGUCCCCCCAGGACAGUCACCAGCAUCUCAGAUAGCAAGCAAAGCGUACCUCUACGACACGUAUCUUGUCCCAGAAACGCAUGUCGAGGCCCCCCAAGCAGGAACCGCGGGCGUUGACCAUUCGCUAUUGAUCUUGGGUGCUCUCCAGGCUGCCUUGGCGGAGUUUUCGAAGCGGGACCAAAUCAGGAAAGUAGAGAGUAUCAGCUUGGAGAUGGCAGAAGAAUAUAUGCGCAUUGGUUCUUGGGCAGAGGCCUAUGGGAUUCUCCGGCCACUCUGGCCCACACUCACUUGGCGCCGCUCGGGGUGGUGGCAGCUCAUGGUAAAGUUCGGCUGGGCCCUGCGGGAGUGUGCUGUACGGACCAAGGAUAGUGACACAAUUUUACGAGUGGACUGGGAACUGCUUAAUUGGGCUUUCCCUGCCAGACCCGAGUGGCAUUACGAUAUCCACCAGAGCCUCCGAGAUCUUCCCCUUGUAAAGCCAAAGCCAUCGAUUGUGAUAAAAGCAGAGGACAUCAUAUCGAGCAUCACCGCAUCGUUCAUCUUUCAGAGCGCUGAAGGGAAUGUUGGAGAGCCUCUACAUGGCCAGCUUGUGAUCAAGUCCUGCACCCAUGCCACCUCAGCCCCCAUCCAAUUUGCAGAAUUAAAACUGGCGUUUGAAGGGUGCCUUCGUCCCAUCAGAUUACAAUCGGAUCAAAACACAGACGCAGACACAGGGACUCCUUGCGUCAUAUCGUCACCCCCAUUGCGCGACCCAAGUAUAUUAUCUGACGCCUCAGUUAUCCAGUCGCCCACGAGUGUCUUAACUGCAUUAACAGGAAUCGCUGACUUGACUCUCGGACCCGGUCAAACCAAGGUGUAUAACCUGUCGUGUAUUCCCCGGGAGGCAGGGGAGUCCCGGGUGGCCUCGGUGGCUCUGCUCGUGGCGGAAGAGAAAUUUGAGCUGACAUGUGCCAUCACCGAUCUAGUGCAAGCAGAGGCAUUCUGGUGGCAGCAGACCUCGAAGGCUGCCACCACUCGUAGGAGGGUUGGUAAGGACCGUGAUGUGAACCGGUGUAAAAUCUUACCUAAGCCACCGAAGAUCCGAAUGAGCGUCCCCAAUAUCAAAGAGACCUAUUAUACGAACGAACGAAUUGUUCUCAAUCUCAUGAUCCAUAACGAAGAAGACGAGGCAGCUGAAGUCUUUGCCGAAGCGAGGCUAUUCGGUCCCGCUAAUUCGACUGCUAAAAUUCUUUGGCUCGAUGAGGAGGAUUCACCACCUGCCCGCCACGAUUCGAAGGCUAAUAAUACUCCGAUCGAAGAAGUAUCUCACUUUGUGAAAAGACCAAUUGGGGUUAUGGAAAGCGCUUCCCAGCGGGAAUUAACGGUUGUUCUGACCAACACGGAGGACGCUUCUGAGUAUGAGCUCGAAAUAUCUUCGGUAUACAAUCUCGUGUCUGAUGUCCAAACCCCGAUCAUCGCGACUACCCGAGUGACUGUGUCCAUUGUCCGUCCGUUCGAGGCCAAUUAUGAAUUUCUUCCUCGCCUCCACUCCGAGCCAUGGCCGGAUUUCUUCACAGUCGACGAUGAUUUGGUUGGAUCGCACCCGAACUCAACCCCCCGAGGGGGGCUGGUGCAAAAAUGGUGCCUCGAUACGAAAGUUGUUUCGUUCGCCAGUGAGCCCUUGGUCAUUGAAGAGAUGUCCCUUGCCCUUCUGAACCUCCAUAGUGGGGCUAUCUCCCAGAUAGGGAGCGAAGUAGUCGUCAGUCCGGAAACACCGGAGAUCCGACCUGAAGAGCUUCGCCAGUCCAAUUUCAUCUUGGACAUCCAGAAGGCCGUCCUCGGUGACCGGCGACCUACUGCGCUCAAUCUCGCCCUUGAGAUCAAAUGGCGACGAAGCAUCAGUGGGGACGGCCAUUCGCCGGCGGAGACUACGACAAGUACCCUUGCGAUACCCCGGUUCGUCAUGCCGGCGGGCGAGCCCCGGGUGCUUGCCUCCGCCGUUCCCUCUCACAAGCUGUCGGGCUUGAUCCAUACCGAGUACACUCUGGAAAACCCCUCGCUACAUUUCCUCACCUUUAACUUGACCAUGGAGGCUAGUGAACAAUUCGCGUUUAGUGGGCCCAAGACUACAGUUGUCCAACUGGCUCCGCUGAGCCGACAUGUUGUACGGUAUAACUUAUUGGCCUCUAAACGAGGGUUGUGGAUCCAGCCACAGCUCCUUGUGGUGGAUACGUACUUCAACAAGACUCUCCGAGUACUCCCCACGGAGGAUAUGCGCUCUGACAAGAAGGGAAUUCUGAUAUGGGUUGAUGCUGACGACUAGACGAUGCAUCAAGCAGGGUGGGUGGUGCUUGAUGAUUUCACUUCUUUUGCUAUAUUUGAUGUUUGUUAUUGUGACGAAAUAUAUGAACAAUCGAAUACCAACCCGCAUCUCU
This is a messenger RNA of Aspergillus ochraceoroseus IBT 24754, 4060 nucleotides long. RefSeq lists its product as uncharacterized. The record is from RefSeq and is a predicted model, not a curated record. Lineage: Eukaryota; Fungi; Ascomycota; Eurotiomycetes; Eurotiales; Aspergillaceae. Bases 148 to 3948 code for a protein of 1266 amino acids. The transcript has 4 exons.